Messenger RNA from Cylicocyclus nassatus, 1631 nucleotides. The record is from the annotation of a GenBank genome assembly. NCBI's taxonomy places the organism in Eukaryota, Metazoa, Nematoda, Chromadorea, Rhabditida, Strongylidae.
UUUCACUCGUACGCACAGUUCUAUGUCAAAAGUUUUUGAUAGAACCGUCAUUGACGACCGUAAGAACGAUACCUUUAGAGGUAACUCGCUACCUCUAUUUUUUAUCGCACUAUGUACGAUAUGCAUGUCUGUACUAUAUUCCAAUAUUCUCACCUAUCAUAUCACUAUCACACAACUGCACAAUUACGGGAAUGGGUCGAUCACUGAUUACUACGAUGAGUUUCGAAUUCAUGAAAUCAACGACACAACACGAGUGAAUGUCACUUUCCACAAGCACAAAUUUCUAUCGAAUCCACAGAAAGAAUCUCUCAUAGCAGUAUGCCCCCUCGGUGGAUUGAUAGCAUUCUUUCCAGUGGCCUAUGCCUAUAAUCAGAUGGGAUUCAGGAGAUGUUUCGUACUCUGCGCAGUCCUUGCCAUUAUUCCGUCCGUAUUCAUUCCUCUUUGUACUACUGCUAAAACAUUUUUACUAGCAUGUGUUAUUCGAAUUUUGCAAGGUUUUUCCCUUCCCGCCUUUCUUCCCUACGUCUGCAAAAUGGCUUUAUUCAUACCUAUGGACAAUAUCGCAGUGCCAACCAUAAUCUUCGCCUACAUGCAGCUUGCAGCAUUUUUCGCCUUUCCAGUCUAUUCCCUUAUGUCAUGGAGCUUCCUGGGGUGGCAUUCUGUACACUAUGGUGCAUGUAUCGCUACAGCUGUUGUCUUUCUGUUUUUCAUUCUUAUCAACUACGACGACGAGUUUAAGGAGAAAGUCGGAAGGGAGGGAAUGUUCAAUGCGCUUUUUACCUAUGAGCGUUGUCGUUCGCUAGUUCUUCAUUUCAGACUGCCAUACCUUUCCAUAUACCAGGACAUCCGGGUAUGGUCUGUGUUUGCAGCAGCUUUUGGAUAUUUUACUGCAGUAAACAUUUACCUUACAUUUGGUCCUACUUUUCUGAAUAAGGUAGUGCAAAUACCAAUAGUAGGAAGUGGAUUUCUGCUCAUGAUCCCACCAGUUCUCAAUACGGUGAUUGCCUUUGUCAUGUAUGGACUCUGGUCAAGAUUAGCAAAUUCUGCACAAAACAAACUGCGGUUCUUCAACACUAUGGGUACUAUCCCAUCUGGCAUACUCUUCAUGAUGACUGGAGCAUUCGAUCCUGAUACGCAACCAAAAUCUGCUACGGCUCUAUUCAUUGUGGCUAGCUCACUUCUUGGCUUUUCCUCAUGUGGGUUCUUCAGAAUGAAUCAACUUCGUUCAAAACAGCAUCAUCUAUUUCUUCUUGCAAAUCUGUUCGUCCUGAAUUGCAUCUCAAUGUUUUUGACAUCAUUAUUCAACGUCUUGAUCGCCCAUAACGACGACUAUUCAUCUUGGGCAGCAGUCCUAAUACUUCAUGGUGCGAUUCUUAUUGUUACAAACAUAUUUUUCUGCCUGUUUGCUAGCGCUGAAGCUGCAGAAUGGACCAAAGAAGGUUACGAGGAUUCGUCUAUUCGACCAACACGAGAGGAUCCUUUACCGCAACGACCUCUCUAGCCGAGUUUCUUAAUCAUGAGACUAUGGUAGAUGUCCUCAACACUUCAUAUCUCCACUCAUUGAAGACCGAAUCAAUUCAGCACAUUGAUUCCCAACAUGUCGACAUCGUCUCAACAGGAUUCGUUCAUCC